AUGGCUUCUUCAAAUGAUGAUUGGAAGCCAAGACUUGGAAUGGAAUUUGACACUAGAGAAGAGGCUGAACAGUUUUAUCUUGCUUAUGGUUUACGUGAGGGCUUCGGAGUUAGAGUACGCUUUACAAACUGGAAGAAAGACGGUAGUGUAUCGUCAUGUAGGUUUGUUUGUUGUAAGGAAGGAAUACGGAAGAAAGAGGAUAAAUGUGCAUAUGAAGGAAAAAUUCGGAGAGGCGAGACUAGAACGAAAUGCUUAGCAAGAAUUACACUUUCGAGUAAAAAUGGAAAGUUGGUUAUCAAUGAGUUUGUAGAAAACCAUAACCAUGAUCUACUAAAUCGAGAGACAACGCACAUGCUUCGAUCACAUAGAAAGAUAACUGAAGUACAAGCAUAUGAGAUUGAUAUGGCCGAUGACUCUGGAUUAAGGCAGAAGGAAGUGUAUCAACUUAUGAGCACACAUGCAGGGCAUAGCGCUAAUGUUGGAUUUACAGAGGUGGAUGUAAGAAACUAUAUCACUACAAAAAGACAAAGAAGUAUGGUGUAUGGUGAUGCUGGAUAUCUUUCACAGUAUUUUCAACGACAGUUGUUGGAGAAUCCGUCCUUCUUUUAUGCAUAUCAGAUGGAUAUAGAUGAACAGAUUACAAAUGUGUUCUGGUGUGAUGCAAAUAUGAUUUUGGAUUACGGGUAUUUUGGUGAUGUUGUUUCAUUGGACACCACAUAUUGUACCAACGAUGCCAAUAGACCGCUUGCCUUUUUUUCUGGUUUCAACCAUUAUAGAGGUUCGAUCAUUUUUGGUGCAGCUCUAAUGUAUGAUGAGACAAUUCCAUCAUUUAAAUGGUUGUUUGAAACAUUCUUACAAGCACACAACAACAAAAAACCAAAGACGAUCUUCACUGACCAAGAUCAAGCAAUGUCUAGGGCACUUGAAGAAGUGAUGCCUGAGACUCACCAUGGUUUAUGCACAUGGCAUUUGUUGCAGAAUGGAAUUAAACAUCUUGGAAACAGGAUGAAGAAAGGAGCUUCUUUGCUAACAGAUUUCAGCAAGUGCAUGUAUGAGAUUGGCAUUGAAGCAGAUUUUGAGAAAGCUUGGUUUGACUUGGUCAAUGAACAUAAUCUUCAUGGAACAACUUGGAUCAACUCAGUUUAUGAAAUAAAAAAAAAAUGGGCUGCAUGUUAUAUGAAGGAAGCAUUAACACUUGGCAUGCGAAGUACACAAGUUAGUGAAAGUUUGAAUGCUCACUUUAAAUGUUGUCUAAAACCGAAUUUGGGUAUCCUGCAAUUCUUCAAACAUUUCGAAAGAGUUGUUGGGGAGAAGAGAGAAAAAGAACUGAAAUGUGAUUAUGAGUCCUCACAUAAGCUUGCAAGGUUAGUGUAUGAAACUUCACCAUUACUAAUCCAAAUGGGAAAGAUAUACACACACACUAUAUUUGAGUUGUUUCAAAACGAGUUUAAGUUAUUCUUGGCUUUGUCUAUACCUAUUAGACAUGAAACUGACUCUCUAUGUGAAUAUGUCAUUACUAAUACGAAACAUGAAGGAUCUUUUAGAGUGUCAUUUAAUCGUGUUUCAACUUCCAUUACUUGUAGUUGUAAGAAGUAUGAUACAUUUGGCAUACUUUGUUCCCAUGCAUUAAAAGUGUUUGAGCUGAACGAUGUUAAAGUGAUUCCUGAUAUGUAUAUUUUAAGAAGGUGGACAAGAGAAGCCCGUUGUGGCAUUGUGCAAGAUUUUAGGGGAAAAGAGGUUGAACAAGAUCCUAAGUUGUCUAGAAAUCGAAUGUUCAGACAAGUUGUCUCUAAGUUCAUUAGAGCGGCAACUGUAGCAGCAUCGCAUAGUGAAGAAAGUCUCAUGUUUGUUGAUAAAAGUGUAGAUGAAAUGUUCAAGAAAGUAACAGAAUGUCCAACACAAGGUAGAGACAAUGACAACGAUCAUCCAUCAUUUGUGAGUUCUGAUGCUAUGCAACCAAAGGGAUUCAAGAAACAACCCAGCUCAAAGGGAACUAAGCGACAUAAAAGUUUCCUUGAGCGUCAGCCCAAGAAAAGAAGUGCUCCUCCAAGUAAACACGCUCAAUCUAGCCGUGUCGCACCUCAAAGAAGUUCACAGGUUAGAGAAUUAACAACUAAUAUGGUUGAUGGAGUAUCUUGUUCCGCGCCUCCAACUUAUGAGCCCCCGCUAGCACGUGAGGAUAUGUUUGUUAGUCACACAACUAUGUUGAUGGCACCUUUUGAUGAUACAAAUAUUGGAGCAUUACUUUGA
Molecule: messenger RNA, 2250 nt
Organism: Medicago truncatula (barrel medic)
Lineage: Eukaryota; Viridiplantae; Streptophyta; Magnoliopsida; Fabales; Fabaceae
Product: protein FAR1-RELATED SEQUENCE 5-like
Exons: 3
Coding region: 1-2250 (749 amino acids)
Molecular function (GO): zinc ion binding
Source: RefSeq, a predicted model, not a curated record